Molecule: messenger RNA, 461 nt
Organism: Pseudopipra pipra
Lineage: Eukaryota; Metazoa; Chordata; Aves; Passeriformes; Pipridae
Product: pancreatic secretory trypsin inhibitor-like
Exons: 4
Coding region: 103-384 (93 amino acids)
Molecular function (GO): protein binding
Source: RefSeq, a predicted model, not a curated record
AAGAUAUAAAGGUCCCAGCAGACUGCCAGAGACAGGACCUCUGACAGACUGAGGAGUGUCCCAGUUUCUCUCUGCUGUGCGCAGUGAAACAUCACCUUGACCAUGAAGGCAACUGGCAUUUUCCUGCUCCUCUCCCUGGCACUCUGUUGCUACCAAGGAAUUGCUGAGGCGAAUCGAGCUGCUGGCAGAGGAAGAGAGCCAUCCUGUGACAAUUUCAACCUAAGCAGAGGCUGUGGAAGGAACUUUGAACCCAUCUGUGGCACGGAUGACGUCCUGUACAGCAACGAGUGUCUGUUGUGCCUUCACAACCGGCAAAGGGGCGCUAGUGUGCGCAUAAAGCACAGAGGAAUGUGCCAAAACCCCAAUGCACGCUCCACUGACUGAGAGGCACAACCUUUCUGGAGAAGAGAGCACAAAGCUGUUCCUCACCUGCAGAAUCUCCUAAUAAAGUAGAAGCAUUA